Cuculus canorus (common cuckoo) is the source of this 8407-nucleotide messenger RNA. Its product is annotated as unconventional myosin-X-like. The transcript has 41 exons. Gene Ontology annotation, molecular function: ATP binding; cytoskeletal motor activity; protein binding. The record is from RefSeq and is a predicted model, not a curated record. Gene Ontology annotation, cellular component: myosin complex; cytoskeleton. NCBI's taxonomy places the organism in Eukaryota, Metazoa, Chordata, Aves, Cuculiformes, Cuculidae. The coding region runs from base 114 to 6284 and encodes 2056 amino acids.
CGGCGCUGCCCGCGCCGGCCGAGGCGGAGCCAGCGGCGGGUCCUGCCUGCCCGGCCGAGGUGAUGCGGCGCUGAGAGCCGGCCGGCAGCGUUCCGGGCGGGGCGGCACCGCCGAUGGACGCCUCUCUCAGCCAGGGUGCCAGGGUAUGGCUGCGGGAGCAGGACCAGCUGCAGCCAUGCACUGUUGGCUUAUGCGCCGAUGGAAAUGUGCUCUUCACCUCAGAUUAUGGCAUGGUAUUCCAGUACCCCAAAGCCUCCCUUUCUAGAGAAAAGGUCUUACCAAUGCACCAGACCAGCGUUGAUGGGGUCGAAGACAUGUCCAUGCUGGGAGAUCUGCAUGAAGCUGCCAUCCUACUGAACCUGCACCAGCGCUACCAACAGGGUCACAUCUAUACAAACAUUGGUUCCAUCUUGGCAUCAGUAAAUCCCUACAAACCCAUCCCUGGUCUGUACAGUGUGGAUGCCAUAGACCUGUACAGACAGCACCGCCUCGGUGAGCUGCCUCCCCAUAUCUUCGCCACUGCUAAUGAAUGCUACUGCUGCUUGUGGAAGCGUCAUGACAGCCAGUGUGUUCUGAUAAGUGGAGAAAGUGGAGCUGGAAAGACUGAAAGCACCAAGUUGCUGCUGAAAUUUCUGUCAGCCAUGAGCCAGACCUCCCUCGGGGUCCCUGCAUCUGAAAAGAGCACUCACGUGGAAGAAGCCAUCCUGGAAAGCAGCCCUAUUCUGGAGGCCUUUGGAAAUGCCAAGACAGUUUAUAAUAACAAUUCCAGCCGCUUUGGCAAGUUCAUUCAGCUGCACUUUUCUCAACAUGGACACAUCCAGGGAGGACGAGUAACUGAUUAUUUACUGGAGAAGAACAGAGUGGUACACCAGAACCCCGGAGAGAGGAAUUACCACAUCUUUUAUGCUCUGCUGGCUGGUGUGAGUGGGGAACAGAAAGAAAGCCUUUCUCUCUCUGAGCCAGAGACUUAUCGCUACUUGAACCAGUCUGAUUGUGUGACUGAUGAGAACCUGAAUGAUGUAGAGAUGUUCAGUAAGGUCAUGACUGCCAUGAAGGUGAUAGACUUCAGCACUGAAGAAAUCAGAGACAUCUUCAAACUUCUUUCUGGCACACUUCAUCUGGGAAAUAUUGAAUUCAUGACUGCUGGCGGGGCCCAGAUUACCACGAAAGCAGUGCUGAACAUUGCCAGUGACCUCCUGGGCCUAGAUGCCUUUCAGCUUUCUGAAGUACUGACACAGAGGUCCAUGAUUCUGCGUGGGGAAGAGAUCAGCUCCCCUCUCACUGUGGAGCAGGCAGCUGACUCCAGGGACUCCCUCUCUAUGGCGCUGUAUUCCCAGUGUUUUUCAUGGCUCAUUAGCAAGAUUAAUACGAAGAUCAAAGGCAAGGAAAACUUCAAGUCUGUGGGCAUCCUGGAUAUCUUUGGCUUCGAGAACUUUCAGGUGAAUCGAUUUGAGCAGUUUAACAUUAACUAUGCAAAUGAGAAACUCCAGGAAUAUUUCAACAAACACAUCUUCUCCUUGGAGCAGCUGGAGUACAACAGGGAAGGAAUAAACUGGGAAGCCAUUGACUGGAUGGAUAAUGCAGAGUGCCUGGACCUUAUUGAGAAGAAACUAGGUCUGCUGGCUUUGGUAAAUGAAGAGAGUCGAUUCCCCAAAGGCACAGACAACACCCUUCUGGAAAAACUUCACAGCCAGCAUAUGAGCAACCACUACUAUGUGAAGCCUCGGGUAACAGACCAUCAGUUUGGCAUAAAACAUUAUGCUGGGGAGGUGCUAUACGAUGUGAGAGGAUUUCUGGAGAAGAACAGAGACACCUUUCGAGAUGACAUUUUAAACAUGCUGAAAGACAGCAGGCUGGACUUCAUCUAUGACCUUUUUGAAAGAGUCUGCAGUCGUUGCACUGAAGAGACACUGAAGAUGGGCACCCAGAGGCGCAGACCAACUGUCAGUUCCCAGUUCAGGGAUUCCCUUCAUUCCCUGAUGGCCACACUUAAUACUUCCAACCCCUUCUUCAUCCGCUGCAUCAAACCAAAUACAGAAAAGGCACCAAACCUCUUCAAUCCAGAUGUGGUGCUAAAUCAGCUCCGGUAUUCAGGGAUGCUGGAGACAGUGAAAGUUCGGAGAGCAGGUUUCCCUAUACGGCGCCUUUUCCAGGACUUCCUCAGCAGGUACAAGAUGCUUUUGAAGGGGCCAAGUUUCUCAGACAACAGCAAAGCUGCAUGUGCAGGCUUUCUUCAGACCUAUGACAGCAGCAAGAGAGAAUGGCAGUUGGGUAAAACCAAGGUUUUCCUGAAGGAGGCUCUUGAGCAGAAGCUGGAGAAGGAUCGGGAAGAGGAGUUGAGGAAAGCAGCUAUAGUCAUCCGGGCCCACGUCUUGGGCUACAUGGCAAGGAAGAAGUAUCAAAAAGUGCUAGCCAGUGUUGUUAUAAUCCAAAAGAACUACCGAGCAUACUUCUGGAAGAAGAGCCUGCUGCGACUGAAGGCCUCUGCCAUCAUCUUGCAGAAGCACUGGCGUGGCCGCCUGGCUCGCAGCCUCUACCAGCACCUGCUGCAGCAGGAACUCGGGCGGAAGCAGGAAGCGGAGGAGAAAAGGAGGCAAGAAGAGGAAGAACAGAUCAGAAGAGAGGAAGAGGAAAGACAAUGGCAAGAAGAGGAGGAGCGUAGGAGGAAACUGGAAGAGGAAGAGGUGAAGGAAAGAGAAAAAGAACAACUGAAUGCACUACUCCAGGUGGAUCAGGUGGAAGCAGUAAAGACUGAAGAGGUAGAUAUUCCACUGAAAGAAGAAGAGAGACGUCAGAUGGAGGAGAUCUUAAGACUGGAGAAGGAGAUUGAGAAGUUGCAGCAACAGAAGGAGGAUCAUAUGUCUAUCAUCUGUGAAAACACCAGGAAUGAAAUCAAUCGGCAACGAGAAGAAGAGAUCCAGAGGCUGGAAAAGGAGGCAUCUAGGGUUGCCCAGGAGUUCUUGGAGCUGCUGGAUUUUGGCAAUCUGGAUGAAAGUGUGCAAAACUUAGAGCGUUCACUUUCUAGUGAGGGGACACUCAACAUUGACUGCAGCCUGAUGGCACCACUGGCUGAAGAAGAAGUGGAUGAGGGUUUUCAUGCUGAUGAUGAAGGCCGGCCAACUUCCAGCUUGGUGGUCUUGAAUCAGCAUGGCAUGAGAAGCAGCAAUAGCUACUCAGAGGAAGUUGCAGACACAAGCCUUUCACUUCUCCAAAAGAGAGUGGAAGAGGUUGUCCUUGCUCCAGGACAGUCUGUGGAAAGAGCCACUAGCCCCAAGGAGCAGAGAGCUGUGUCUGACCCAGCAGAAAGCAUUUGCAGUAUUGUCUCAAAUACACAGAGGAGUAACAGCGGGGAGAUGGGAGAGCGAGUAUACACUCCUCCUCCGGAUGUGGAGUCUGACUAUGACCAUGAGGAGUUUGAUGGCUGUGGAGAUGCAGGUAGCGCCUCAGCUGAACCUCUGAAUGGUGAGGAAGGUCUGCGACACUCUCAUGGUACCAGCCUGGACUCCAACCGUGGCAGCCUUGACUCGUUUCUGGACAGUGAAGAAGAAGUGGAUGUUUACAUUGAUACAGAUGAAGAGUUCUGUAAUGGACGAGUCACUCUCUUCAAUGGCUCAGGACCACCCUAUUUUCACAGCUAUCUCUACAUGAAAGGAGGUCUCAUGAACCCAUGGAGGCGGCGCUGGUGUGUUCUUAAGAACGAGGCCUUCAUGUGGUUCCGCACCAAGCAAGAGGCACUAAAGUCAGGCUGGCUGUAUAAGAAAGGUGGAGGCAUGUCAACACUUUCACGCCGCAACUGGAAACGCCGUUGGUUUGUGCUUCGAGAAUCCAAGCUGAUGUACUUUGAGAAUGACAGUGAGGAAAAGCUUAAGGGGACAAUUGAUAUCAGAAGGGCAAAAGAGAUUGUAGACAUUCAUGAAAAGGAGAAUGCCUUGGACAUCGUGACAGAAGACAGAGUUUAUCACAUUGUCGCAGAGUCACCAGAAGAUGCCAGUGGUUGGUUUAAUGUCCUCAGCCGAGUACACAGUGCUACAGUGCAGCAGCUGAGGGAAAUGCAAGAUGAACAAGCCAAUCCAAAGAAUGCUGUGGGAACCCUGGAUGUUGGGCUUAUUGACUCUGUCUGUGCCUCAGACAAUCCUGAUAGACCAAAUUCUUUUGUGAUCAUCACAGCAAAUCGCGUGAUUCACUGCAACAGCGACACCCCUGAGGAGAUGCAUCAUUGGAUCUCCCUGCUGCAGAAACCAAAAGGCGAAUCUAAGGUUGAUGGCCAGGAAUUCCUUGUGAGAGGCUGGCUUCAUAAAGAGGUUCAGAGCAGUAACAAGAUGUCCUCUUUGAAGAUGAAGAAACGCUGGUUUGUGCUGACAAACACUGCCCUUGAUUACUACAAGUCAUCUGAGCGCACAGCUGCCAAGCUUGGCACACUUGUGCUCAACAGCCUUUGCUCUGUAGUGCAGCCUGAUGAGAGGGUCUUCAAAGACACGGGCUAUUGGAACAUCAUUGUCCAUGGACGAAAGCACUCCUACAGACUCUACACGAAGCUGUUGAACGAAGCUAUGCGCUGGGCCUCUGCCAUUCAAGGUGUCAUUGACAGCAAAGUUCCCAUAGAAACACCUACACAGCAACUAAUUCAUGACAUCAGGGAAAACAGCACAAACUUGGAAGUAGUGGAACAGACGUAUAGGAGGAACCCAAUCUUGCGAUAUACCCAGCACCCUUUGCAUUCCCCAUUGCUCCCACUACCAUAUGGGGAUGUUAGUGUCAACUUGCAACAAGAGAAGGGUUACAGCAGCUUACAGGAUGAAGCAGUGAAGAUCUUUAACUCCCUUCAGGAAAUUGAGACAGUCUCUGACCCCAUACCCAUUAUCCAAGGCAUCCUGCAGACCUGCCAUGAUUUAAAGCCCCUUCGUGAUGAAGUGUACUGUCAGCUCAUCAAACAAACUAACCACAUGCCGCAUCCCAACAGUACUGGGAAUCUGCACCACUGGCAGCUGAUGUCAUGUAUGAGCUGCACUUUUCUGCCCAGUAGAGGGAUCCUGCGCUACCUCAAGUUCCACCUUAGAAGGGUAAAAGACCUCUUUCCAGGCUCAGAAAUAGACAAGUAUGCGCAAUUCAUUAGUGAUUCCCUGAAGAGAACAAAGACAAGGGAGUUUGUGCCCUCCCAGGAGGAAAUACAGGCUCUUCUCACCCGAGAAGAAAUGACCACAACAGUGUACUGCCAUGGCGGUGGCUCCUGUAAAAUAACCAUCAAUUCACACACAAGCGCUGGGGAGGUGGUUGAAAAGCUUAUCCGCGGUUUAGCAAUGGAGGACAGCCGUAAUAUGUUUGCACUCUUUGAACGUAAUCAGCAGGUGGACCGUGCUGUUGAGAGUCGGGUGAUUGUGGCUGAUAUCUUGGCCAAGUUUGAGAGACUUGCUGGCUCUGAAGAAGAAGAGGAAGAAGGACAGUGGCAGCUGUAUUUUAAGCUUUAUUGCUUCUUGGAUAUUGAGAAUGUUCCCAAAGAUGGGGUGGAGUUUGCCUUCAUGUUUGAGCAGGCUCAUGAAAGUGUCAUAGAUGGUCAUUUUCCUGCGCCAGAGGACACACUACAGCGCCUAGCGGCUCUACGGCUGCAGUAUCUUCAUGGAGAUUAUUCUAAAAUAAGUUGGACCCUUGAGGGAAUCUACCCAGUUAAUAGACUAAGAUCCAAAAUACUCCACUCAACAAAGAGUAGUGGCACUACCAGUCACACUCUGGAGAGAAGACGAACAAGCUUUCUCGAAGGGACGUUGAAACGCAGCUUCAAGACAGGCUCUGUAAAGAAGCAGAAGGUAGAAGAGGAGCAGAUGAUGGAGAUGUGGGUAAAGGAAGAGCUUUCAGCUGCUCGGGCAAGCAUAGCACAGAAAUGGACCAAGCUGCAGGGACUCUCUCAGCAUCAGGCCAUGGUGAAAUACAUGUCCAUCGUAAAGGAGUGGCCGGGUUAUGGGUCAACUCUCUUUGAUGUUGAGUGCAAGGAGGGUGGAUUUCCAAAUGAUCUUUGGCUUGGAGUCAGCACAGAGAAUGUGUCUGUCUACAAACGAGGGGACCCUAAACCACUAGAAACUUUCCAGUAUGAGCAUAUAGUUUUCUUUGGAGCACCACAGCCUAACACCUUCAAAAUUACAGUGGAUGAGAGAGAAAUGUUCUUUGAAACAUCCCAGGUGGGAGAGAUAAUAAAGAUCAUGAAAGCAUACAUCAACAUGAUUGUGAAGAAACGCUGCAGUGUCAAAUCAGCUACCAGUGUGGACAGUCAUGCUAGCAUCUGGACUAGGUGAUAUGAAUGAACUGCCACAAGAGAGAGGCAGUUGUUUAAUGGUUGGUGUUUGCAACUUGCCAGCACAAGUGUAGCAAAGAUGUUUUUUUAAGAAUUCCACUUGACUGACUACUAUAUUUAAAAACUGAAGUGACAUCUACAGUACCAUAGGAUUUGCACCUCUUCCCAAAGAUAUUAAACAGCAACAAAUGUUGUUCAAUAUUAACUACCCAAAACUUGGUUUUCCCCUUGCUUUUGAUGAAUGGUGUACCUUAAAGAAGCAAAGUCAGAAGCAGCAGCAGCAUCCUGCCUGUUUUCUCUGCUGCUUUCACUGUUACCUGUCAUAGUAGCAGAAAAAUUUACAAGAAUCACUUCUGCACUACAGGAGGUGGACUUAAACUUCCUUGCAUUUCCAACAUGUAAACAUCUGUGAUCCUGGGAUCAUAGCUAAAAGAAUACCUGGUUUUUAUUUUUUUUGAAAGCAACUUUAAAAUAUAAGUCAUAAGUUGUCCAACUAAGAGGUCAAACCCUAUAUGAGAGAGCAUUAAACAAACAAUUAAAAACACCAAAGGUGGUUCUUGACCUUCCAAUACAAGUUCACAGGUACAACACUGUAAAAAGUGGCACUUUAACUUAAAAUUCUUAAUACUCCAAUAUAGGAGAAAAGCUGUGGGACUAGCACCACUGAAACUGAUUAUCAGGUUGCCAUCCCAGUUACAUUCCAAGCAGUAACACUUGCCUAAAGAAUUAAUGACUGCCUUUCUACAGCUCAGGAGGUGAGACAGAUUGAUUAGUUGCAUUUCCAGAAGAGCUGUUCUUCACAAACUCUAGGUUUUGAUGGAAGUGAGAGGUUUUCAUGGGGAACAGCUUGCUGUAUUAAGUUCCUUCCUUCUCUAGAUGGGAUUUUAGGAUGAUGGGGAUCCCUGAACUUAUGUGAAGCGUUUCCUACUGAGUGAAUAGGUGCCUACAUAAAUUGUUAUAGGCAAGAAUUUCACUUCUGCUCUACUACUGUAAGCAGAUGCCAAACUCCUCAUCUUCCUCCAAAUUCUAAUUGGAACUGCUUCCAUCACUGAAUUCCCGAAUCCCCUUCCAGUCUCUCCUAGGUCCUUAUUCAUCAGCAAAACUGGAAAGCAAUGCUGUUUUGCCAAAUCAGCUGCUUCUUGGAUGUUUUUAUAGCUACUUGCGAAGAAGCAGAAAUUCUUUUUCUUCUGAGUGAAAGAUGACAAUCAUCUUCAUUCUGUUGACUUCAGAAACUUGAUUUUGUUGUUUAAAAUAGUAUUCAAUAUCAGUCACAUCAUAAAUUGGUUGCAUUAGCAAUCAAGAAACCUGGUGGCUAGCCAUUUUCUAUGACCCUGGUCUAGUCUUGGGAUCCCAGAACGCAAAGGCCCGUUCAGUUUCUUAAUGAAACUGAAGAGCUGUAAUGUUUAUUGGGUAUUUAAAAUCAGUUGUCUCUAUUUCUGAAGAAGUGGCAGCUAAGGCCUGUGAGCUAUGAAAAAGAAAUUUCAUAGCAAACUAGAAGUCAGUAUUCAACCGGUUCUGUUCCAAUUGAUGAUCAAAUUGUGCCAUGUCACUAAUACUGUGUUGCAGAACACUGUAGUUUUGAGGUUGACAGUACAAGAAAAAACACUGUAUGUUAUCUGUGCUUUUCUCUCAUUUCCACUACACUGCAGCAUGUGCAAACACUGUCCACUUGCCACACAACCAGUGUAAGAGGAUAGCCACUACUGUGUAUCAUAGGUUCAACUGGAGUUUUGCCUUAACUAGCUUUACUGAAGGAUCCUACAAAUAUCCCCCUUUUGUCACAAAGAAUAAAAAGAUGAGCAGGUCACAAGUGAGAGGGAACAGGAAUGCAGGGGCACCCUGAGAAGUAACACUCUGUAUCAGUCUGUACACUGACUAAAUCUCUUCAUGUAUCAAGAGCCUUGAUAUCCCUGUUCUAACUCUGCACUAGCUCUGUGUUCUGGCUCUUGGGUUGCUGCAGGCAGCUUGAACCCACUUGGGAAUGUAACUCCCAUUACUAUUUGUUGUAAUUUUGCUCAUUUCUAUUACAGCAUUCCUUCUGCUGUCUUUUUCAAUUUGUAACUGGCUUUACAAGAUGAAAGUUUAAUAAAUUAUUGGAUUGCAGAGGCCAUAUUCGCUCACAAA